Messenger RNA from Fraxinus pennsylvanica, 867 nucleotides. NCBI's taxonomy places the organism in Eukaryota, Viridiplantae, Streptophyta, Magnoliopsida, Lamiales, Oleaceae. The record is from the annotation of a GenBank genome assembly.
AUGGCCCUUGAAGCUCUGAAUUCACAGGCGCCCCCGCCGCCGGCUCCUGUCCGGUAUGAGGAGAUUGACUCUAACAGGACUAAAGGGAAGCGCUCAAAGCGUUCGCGAUACGAAGUCGUCCAGAGUCAUACGGAUGAUGAUGAAUUCUUGGCUCUCAGCCUCAUGAUGCUUUCUCGCGGCGCCCCCUGUACCGCCGAAACCACCGCUGAAACGAAAUAUGAUAUUAAGCCUGUUCCCACAACCACCAAACGUACGACAGCGGAGAACAUCCUCAUCCCUAGUGAAGAAGAAGAAAAGAAACAGAUAAAGUCUUCACUUUCGUCGACUGAGGCGGUGGCUCAGCCACAGAAUACUUACAAGUGCAGUGUUUGUAACAAGGCUUUUCCGUCAUAUCAAGCGCUAGGGGGCCACAAAUCCAGCCAUGGUAUUAAGAACUCCUACUCCACCUCUACUGCAUCAAAAGAUGGUCAUGUCUCGUCGUCGACCUCCAUCGUCACCGCCCCUAAUACCCCUUCUCUCAACGUAACCGGUAAACAUCAUGAGUGCUCCAUCUGCCAUAGAGUUUUUCCCACGGGCCAAGCUUUGGGUGGCCACAAGCGUCGCCAUUAUGAAGGCGUAAUUGGCGGCGGUAAGAAGAGCAGCAUAACCUCCUCCGAAGGCGCCGACGCCUCCACCCGCAGCCAAAGCCAAAGCCACGGCCACGGCCACACCGUCCGUGACUUUGACCUGAACUUGCCGGCCACCCCGGAAAUUUGCCUGGAUUUGAUCCCUUUCCUGGCGGAAGAGAAAAGUCAAUUAAUUCUUUAUGAACAAGAAGUAGAAAGUCCCAUGCCCGUGUCUGCGAAGAAACCGCGUUUGUUUCAUUGA